AUGGCAAUUGCUAAUGACGUUGGAGAUUUUGACACCUGUGGUGUUUGUUUGUGGUGUGAAUGUGACCAAAAACACAGGUGCUCUUUUGUAAAAACGAGAGGCCCUGGAUUCAACAAGUUAGCCCUGUCCAUUCCGAAAUGUAAAGUUGAAGAGCAAGUGGGAUUUGUUUUGAAAUCCCUCCGUGCUGCAGAAGAAGUGACAAUUAAAAUUUCAAGACGAAAACAGGUAAUUCUUCUUGUACGAGCGAGAUGUAGCAGUUUAGCAAGUAGGUCUCUUCAGCCUGCAAGACCCAGCAAGAGCAAUGGCGGUGUCAAUUGUUCUUGGCGAUUUUUCAGCUCUUCUUCGGCACUGCUGAGAAAUGCCGGCUUGAAAACAGCCGAGAAAGUCAAACCCAAAUUGAAAUCGGAAGAAGUACGCAGACUCAUCGGUUUGGCUAAACCAGAAAAAUAUAGAUUGCUUGGUGGAAUAGGGCUUCUGUUUGUCUCUAGUGCAAUCACCAUGGUUAUCCCUUUUGCUAUUGGCAAGGUCAUAGAUAUCAUUAGCGCCAAUCAAGAAUCCAUGGUGGAGAACCUCACAAAUGUGUCACUUAUUCUCGUUGGCAUCUUCAUCUUUGGAGCUGCUUGUAACUUUGGGCGUACUUAUCUCAUGAGCGUGGCAGGUGAGAGGAUCACUCAGACAAUGAGAAGGAAUGUUUAUGCUGCCAUAGUCAAACAAGAUGUCAAAUUCUUUGACAAGAACCAAACAGGAGAGUUGGUCAACAGACUCUCUACUGACACUACCCUAGUCAGCAAGUGUGUCACAGCUAACCUUGCAGAUGGAAUCAGAUCUAGUGCAUUAGUAGUUUCCGCUAUUUCCAUGAUGUUUUACACGUCUCCACAAAUAGCCCUAGUCGGUUUAUCAAUUGUUCCACCGGUCGCAGUACUGACCAUUGUUUACGGCCGCUUUGUCAAAAAAAUUACUAAAAAAGUUCAGGAUGCGUUAGCUCAAGCCACUCAAGUAACCGAGGAACGAAUUUCAAACAUUCGGACAGUGAGGGCGUUUGGCCAAGAGAAACGUGAAUUCGAACGUUACAACGAGCAGAUUGAUCAUGUACUCACGCUUGGAUACAAAGAGGCGAAAGCUAGGGGAACUUUUUUCGCUUUGACGGGGUUCGCGGGAAACGCAAUCAUCAUUUCGGGUCUUUAUUACGGCGGCUUGAUGGUAGCGGACUCGUCGCUGACGGUUGGCCAGCUCUCCGCCUUUCUCCUCUACGCUGCCUAUGUCGGAAUUUCGAUGGGCGGUCUCUCCUCAUCUUACUCGGAAAUGAUGAAGGGCCUGGGCGCAUCCACCCGUAUUUGGCAACUGAUUGACACACGGCCGGAUAUUCCCAUUUCUGGUGGCCCUGUCAUCCCGGCCGGGCAAUUCGAAGGCUCUAUCCGGUUCCGUGACCUUAGCUUUGCUUAUCCGACCAGAUUCGACGUUCCUAUUUUCAACAAUUUAAAUUUGAGCAUACCGGCCGGGUCGGUGACGGCUAUUGUCGGUUCCAGUGGCUCAGGAAAGAGUACCAUAGCAGCACUUCUACUCCGUUUCUACGAUCCCACUAGCGGUCAAGUGCUGGUUGACAAUCAUUCGAUUAAAGAUUUGGAUCCACAAUGGCUCCGAGCAAACAUCGGCACAGUUAGUCAGGAACCCUCUCUGUUUUCGUGUUCCAUACGGGAAAACAUUCUGUACGGAGCGAUCGAUCCUAACUCUGUCAGCGAAGAACAAGUCAUUCAAGCAGCCAAAGAGGCCAACGCCUGGUCCUUCAUCCAGAAAUGUCCUCAGGGACUAGACACAGUCGUCGGCGAACGAGGUGUCCUCCUCUCGGGUGGCCAAAGGCAGAGAAUAGCCAUCGCACGGGCCAUCGUCAAAAAUCCUCGCAUCCUAUUGCUGGACGAAGCCACAAGCGCUCUGGACGCUGAGAGCGAAUCGCUCAUCCAAGAGGCGCUCGAACGCGUCACGAAAGGCCGGACGGUGUUGACCAUCGCCCACCGACUGUCGACCAUCCGCAAGGCGUCGCAAAUCGCUGUGCUGGAACACGGCCAAGUGGUCGAGCUGGGCACCUACGAAGCUCUCGUGUCCAUCCCCGACGGAGUGUUUAAGAAAUUAGUUGAACUCCAGACGAUCGGCUUAGCUGCUUAAUUCAAAAAAGAGAAAAACAAAAGUUUAUGUUUCCUUUUUUACUCCGCUCACUACUAUAAUUUGGGAAAACAAUUAACCGUUCAAUCAACAUAUUGUUCUUAUGUAGAUAAGAGAUUUUGGGUAUAUAGAGAAAACAAAUAUAUUUGACCUAGGGUUUUUUUUGUAUUCUA
Messenger RNA from Daphnia pulicaria, 2330 nucleotides. RefSeq names its product ATP-binding cassette sub-family B member 10, mitochondrial-like. The transcript has 12 exons. Gene Ontology annotation, biological process: transmembrane transport. The record is from RefSeq and is a predicted model, not a curated record. Gene Ontology annotation, molecular function: ABC-type oligopeptide transporter activity; ATP binding; ATP hydrolysis activity. Lineage: Eukaryota; Metazoa; Arthropoda; Branchiopoda; Diplostraca; Daphniidae. The coding region runs from base 1 to 2160 and encodes 719 amino acids. Gene Ontology annotation, cellular component: membrane.